This is a messenger RNA of Anolis sagrei ordinatus, 1958 nucleotides long. RefSeq names its product DDB1 and CUL4 associated factor 17 (gene DCAF17). Gene Ontology annotation, cellular component: Cul4-RING E3 ubiquitin ligase complex. The record is from RefSeq and is a predicted model, not a curated record. Gene Ontology annotation, biological process: protein ubiquitination. Lineage: Eukaryota; Metazoa; Chordata; Lepidosauria; Squamata; Anolidae.
GGAAGGACGCAGGCGGGGAGGAGAGUCUACUUUCGUAAGCGCCUCUUUAGCUGUGGUUGUUUUGAGAUAUUUGGGAGCGCGUGGUACAAGAAGGGCCAUAUGUAUGGGAAGGGAGGUGAUAGAAAGGGAAUCUUCUCAGAGGAGGGUUUGAACCCUGGAUUUCUGACUUUGGCCUCCUUCUGAAUGCGCUGUGAGACUAGUCAGAUGUUUCUCCAAAAUGGAUCCAGAUUCCUCUGCCUUGGCUGCUGGGACAAGGCUCCAAUCCUCCAAUGCAUUUAGGAUCCACAGUAUCUGCUGCCUGCUAAUAAGAAGGACACAGGGAUUUUACACAAAAGACGCUGGCUUUGUUUAUAGGAAAAACAUGGGGAUCCUGAGGGAGCUCAUGUGCCAGGAAAGUACGACAUUCAGAAAUGUUUGGACUACGCAUUCAACAUCUCCAAUAGUUUACCAGAGUGGAAAGAUCUAUUUGGAAAAUUAUCGCUGCUGUAUGAGCAGCAUGGCAGGAGAGCCGAGGAUAAUUUAUCAAAUGCCAACAUGCCCUAAAUCAGAAAAAAUAGAGGAUGCUUUAUUAUUGGAGUGCCCAGUGGGUGAAGCACUGCCCAAUCCAUCAGACUACAAACCUUCCUUGGCGGUUUUGACAGCUCAUAACUGGCUUUUACGUCUCUCCGCAACUACAGGAGAAAUACUUGAAAAAGUGUAUCUUGCCACCCAAUGCAAAUUCAGAUACCUGAGCUGGGACACUCCACAAGAUGUCAUGGUUGUUAAGUCAAUUCAGCAGAAGCUUCCAGGGGCUGCAAGGCAGGUAUGUGUCCAGCAGUCUGUGCUUUUUGUUCUUGCUAUCUUCAGGGUUCUGCCACUCUCGUUUAUUGGAAUGCUAGAACUGGACAAAAAAUUCUUUGGGAACAGCAUGACAGAUGCUUCGAUGUCUCACAGUAUGUUGAUUGUGACUCACAGUACAGGUCUCGUCAGACUCUAUAGCUUUCAAACUAUCUCUGAGCAGUUUAUGCAGCAUCAAGUGGACUUGGGACAAGAAUACAACUGGAACGGCAAAAUUGGGAUUGUGGGAAAAUACCCUUUUGGUAUUCCAUGUAACAUUAAAAUAACAGGUGCUCCUGACUUGCUUUUUGAGGUGUCUUCCCUGGAGAGCACAUUUCAGAUUGGAGGAUUCCCCUGGCAUUACAUCAUCACUCCUAACAAGAAAAGUCAAAAAGGAAUCUUCCAUAUUUGUUCCCUGAAAGACCACACUUUGGCAAAGAAUGGCGUACAGGAAAUGAAAUGUUGCUCAUUGGAACCUGACUGGAUAACUUUCCACCCAGACAGUUCUGGAAGGAUACUACACGUGGGACCAAAUUUGAUUAAAGUUUUGAAGCUGAAAGAAGUGGAAGGCAAUACAGAACAGCAGAAAGUUACAGAAGAUUUCAUCAUAGAAGCCAGCCGAGAAAAUAAUACUGAGAACUCCAUAACGGUAACAGCUUCUGGCCGCAUAGUGAAGAAGCGUUUUAACUCACUGGAUGAUGACCCUGAGAAAGAGACUUUCAAAAUAGUGGAUUAUGAAGAUGAGCUGAAUUUACUGUCCAUUGCAGCAGUCACCCAGAUAGGAUCUGAUGGAAGUGCUCGCCUUGACCUUCGAUGUAAUGAGCGUGGGACCCGACUUAAGAGCAUUCCUUUUGUGGAAUCUUGGGAUGUGACAUACAGCCAUGAAGUUUACUUUGACAGAAAUGUCGUGCUGCAUAUUGAACAAAAGCCCAACAGGACCUUCAGUUGCUAUGUUUAUCAAAUGACGUGCAGUCAUUCAAAUGAAGAUGAAAACGUAAAGAAGGGGAAACAAGAGCGUCAGUUUUGUGAAAAACUCGGAAGAACUUUUGAAUACUUAUAGGAUCUUCCUCAUUUUCUGUGGACAGCAUCCAAAGACUUGCAGUAAUUAAAAACUGUCAUUAAACUUUGAGUGGGUAAAGGAA